Molecule: messenger RNA, 1827 nt
Organism: Penicillium riverlandense
Lineage: Eukaryota; Fungi; Ascomycota; Eurotiomycetes; Eurotiales; Aspergillaceae
Exons: 5
Coding region: 1-1827 (608 amino acids)
Source: RefSeq, a predicted model, not a curated record
AUGGCGUGCUGGGAUGGAACCCGAUGGACUGGUGGAAGGUCGUCGACUGUCAAUUGGCGAGCUGAUGCAUUCGAUGCCAUCUCUCACAAGACCGGCGCUUACGUGCUGCCCGCAAAUUACGGUGAUCAGGUAUAUAACUCUGCCCGUCUUCUCUUCAGAACAUGCUUUGACGUUUGCGACAAGGUUAUUCAAAUCUGGGGGGGCUACAGCGAGGUGACCGCAGCGAAAGACUUGCUUCACGCAGUGAUUGCGAAGUGCAUGGAGCCCAAACCCUCUUUGAAGCAGCUCGGAUACUGGUCGCGGGUCAAUGCCUACAAAGCAGGCAAGGAAAGAGACGUUGACGUCCAGGCAAAGCGGGAGCGAAGACUCCAGGAGCUGCGCAAGGCGCCAUCUCUGCCAAAUGAAUUCGAGGUCAUGCUGAUAUUCUUGUGGCCAUCCGACGGGCCUGCUAUGAACGGUGUUCUCGGUGGACAACUCGAGAAGCUAGACAACAUUCGGACGACUUUUGACGUGCAUGUCUACCAGCAGCGACACAUGCCCAACUACAUCUGCGUCUCCGCCCAUGACAAAGGAGCUCUUCUUCAAGUUAUUGAGUUACUCUGCACCAUCUGGAGGGAGUUCACAACCAAGUCGGACGUGCAGCUCAAGUUGUACUUGGUCGAGCCGCCCUCGCCUACCAUCAUGAGAACAAAGAUUCUUCUUGAAAAGAGCUCGCGGGUGGCACGACCUUUGCUGCAUGGGGUUGAGCUCGGUGGUGAUCAGAGACAACACUGGAGCAAUGGACAGGACCUGAUCCUGAUGAAAAACGACUCUCUCCUUCUGACAAAACUUCAAAAGUCCCUGGAUACGAUCUCCUUUAUUCGUGGCCACCUCAGAAUGCGUGUUCAUUUCGGGACCUUUGUGCUGGAUGAGUAUCGUCGAUCGGAGAAGGGCGAGUGUUCGUAUGAGUUCCAAGAUUUCCAGAACAUGAUUCUUCACGAACAGGCGAAAGGCCGACUAGUUCCGGGGUGUCUUCGUGCCACCGAAUUCCUUGAGCCGCUGAAUGCACCCAAGAACUUCAAUUCUUUGGCCGAAAUCGAGCCCACACACUCCGCAUAUUUCGAAUUUCCUGGCAAAAACAACACAGUCCUUUGUCUUGAAGCAGAAUUCCUGAAGACUUCGGGUGCCCGGCGCUUUGAGGCUGGGCAGUGCCGGUGGCUCAAAGCCGAACGGAAGGGAGAGUGCGGCAAUCGGCUCCCCCUGCAACUUGAGAUCAAGUCGUUCGACUUCCACGAUGCCGAUACCAUCGGCGGGGCCCUGAGAGCUUUCGCACGGUCAAUCAGGUUCCAGAACCACCAGGCUGUACAGAGCAUUGCUUCCAGCCCGCGGCGAAAGGUCCACUUCAUGGCCGAGGCGCCCGUGUCGAAAUUCGUCGAGAAAGCUGCCAUUCGCUUCCAAGUGAAGGGCACUCGUUACAUCUUCGAACUGGCCCGCUUCGAUGCAUACAUGCCACUCAAGACGAAGUUGAUUGCAAUGGAUGACGAGUCUAAGAUAACUCAUCCCCACUGGCAAGCAAAACCAACUGUGUCCUGGGCGGCUUCGGUGUUCGCCCCAGAGUGGGACAAUGCGCUGGGCGAAAAUGCCAAUCUCCGACCGGGAAAUACUGCGGAGCACGGGGGAACGCUGUCAGCUUUUUUCCCUCCAGCUGAGGGCAGGGAUGAGGAUUCAAGCUUCUGGGACUUCCUCACUGUUGUGAGGAAGAUUGCAGAUAUGCUGGGGCCUGCCCAGCAUGCUGAGCAACAGCGCAAUGGAGACGUACUCGAUACUGAUCUGGGGACGCUGUUCUGA